Laetiporus sulphureus 93-53 is the source of this 402-nucleotide messenger RNA. RefSeq names its product Sybindin-like protein. Gene Ontology annotation, biological process: endoplasmic reticulum to Golgi vesicle-mediated transport. Gene Ontology annotation, cellular component: TRAPP complex. NCBI's taxonomy places the organism in Eukaryota, Fungi, Basidiomycota, Agaricomycetes, Polyporales, Laetiporaceae. The coding region runs from base 1 to 402 and encodes 133 amino acids. The record is from RefSeq and is a predicted model, not a curated record. The transcript has 4 exons.
AUGGCCAUUUGGGGUCUGUGGGUCAUCAACAAAGCCGGUGGCCUUGUCUACCAACGAAAUUUUGGAGAUGGGCUCCCGCAUUUGACUUCUAACGAGUAUCUCGUUCUUGCUGGUACACUCCACGGUAUCCAUGCAAUUACAAGUCGACUCUCUCCCUCCGGUCCGAGCUCGGGCGCGCAAGUGAUCACAGGCGAAUCAUUCAAGAUGACGAUCCUCUUGACGGCGACAGGCACUAAAUUUGUGCUGCUGACGUCCCUUGCAGAGACAACGGCCGAGUCAGUCUUGCAGAAAGUGUACGAGGCGUACGCUGAUGCGGUCAUGAAGAACCCGUUUCAUACUCCCGAGAUGCCCAUACGAAGCGAAGGCUUUGAUACCCGUAUAACUGCUCUGCUGGGCUCAUGA